Purpureocillium takamizusanense is the source of this 1554-nucleotide messenger RNA. Its product is annotated as Alpha-methylacyl-CoA racemase. The record is from RefSeq and is a predicted model, not a curated record. Lineage: Eukaryota; Fungi; Ascomycota; Sordariomycetes; Hypocreales; Ophiocordycipitaceae. Gene Ontology annotation, molecular function: catalytic activity. The coding region runs from base 182 to 1414 and encodes 410 amino acids. The transcript has 2 exons.
AGUACUAACCCAACCAAGACUUGUAUACAUCAAAACCCACCACGCUUCGUCGUGACCAACUCACUCUCUCAUACCGAGCUCUUGCGCCUUUGAUAUGUGAAGCCCGACUUGCAUUCAGCGUACCUCUACCCAUCCCCAGCUCCACCCCACAACAGGCCAAGCACGAGUCGCUGCAAGCAUCAUGGCUGCCGCCGGACCGCCGCCCCUUGCGGGCAUCAAGGUCCUCGAGUUUGCCGGCCUCGCACCCGGCCCCUUCUGCGGCAUGCUCCUCGCCGACGCCGGCGCGUCGGUCCUGCGCAUCGACCGCGCCCCUCGCGGCGGCAGCAGCAGCAGCGGCUCUACGCCACAGGAUUGGCUCACGCGGCACAAGGCCUCGCUGGCCGUGGACCUCAAGUCGCCGCGCGGGAUCCGGCUCGUGCGCGCGCUCGUCGCCCGCGGCGCCGACGUGCUCAUCGACCCGUUCCGGCCGGGCGUGCUGGAGCGCCUCGGCCUGGGACCCGAUGACCUGCUCCCACUCAACCCGCGCCUCGUCUACGGCCGCCUCACGGGGUACCGCCGCGACGGGCGCUACCGCGACAUGGCCGGCCACGAUAUCAACUACCUCGCCGUGUCGGGCGCCCUGAGCCUGCUCGGCCGCGACGCCGAAAUCCCCCACCCCCCCGUCAACCUGCUCGCCGACUUCGCCGGCGGCGGCGCCACCCUCUUCCAGGGCGUCCUCCUCGCCCUGCUGUCCCGCGCCUCCACCGGCCGCGGUCAGGUCGUCGAGGCCAACAUGGUCGACGGCGCCUCCUACCUCGCCACCUUCCCGCGCUUCAUGCUCAAGACCCCGCUCGGCGCCCUUGGCCGCGGCCGCAACCUCCUCGACGGCGGCUGCCCGUAUUACGACACCUACGCCACCAAGGACGAGGGGCGCUACGUCUCCGUCGGCGCCCUCGAGCCGCAGUUCUUCGCCGCUCUGCUACGGGGCCUGCACCUGGAGGGCCAGGGCUGGGAGUCGCGCCGCUACGACCCGGAUGAGUGGCCCGCCCUGCGCCGCGUCCUGGCCGACGUCUUCCGCACCAAGACGCGGACCGAGUGGGAGCGCGUUUUUGACGGCACCGACGCCUGCGUCGCCCCCAUCCUCGAGUACGGCGAGCUCGAGACGGAUCCCGCCCGCGAGGGCGACCAGCGGCCCGCCGUCACCCUCCGCGGCACCCCCUGCCUCGCCGUCAAGCAGCAGGGCGAUGCCCCUGGAGACCCCGCCAUCUACGGUCAGGGGCGAGGCGUGCCGGGCGACGGCUACGAGGGCGCCGCGCUGGCGCCUGGUGAGGGAGCCGAGGACGUGCUCAGGGGCUGGUUCGGCUGGGCCAAGGGCAAAGACUAUAACGUCUCGGACGGCGCGUUCGAGCUGGUCAACUCCGACUCCAAGUUAUAACUCGGCGGCAGCAACAUUGCCGACGACGCAGAUCCCCUAUUCAUUGCAUACAAAUCUCGCCGCGUGAGAGACAUCACGCGGCGCGCAGAGAACUAGCAGCGCUUCGUAUAAUUGUUAAGGUCAAAUAAUAUAAAUGCCUC